Molecule: messenger RNA, 2000 nt
Organism: Frieseomelitta varia
Lineage: Eukaryota; Metazoa; Arthropoda; Insecta; Hymenoptera; Apidae
Product: putative leucine-rich repeat-containing protein DDB_G0290503
Exons: 7
Coding region: 262-1920 (552 amino acids)
Cellular component (GO): ciliary basal body; cilium
Molecular function (GO): microtubule binding
Source: RefSeq, a predicted model, not a curated record
CAAUCAUCAGGAGAACUUUAUAAUAUUCUAUAUUUUAGACAAUAUCUUCGUAAUGGUACCAAUUAAACAAUGUGUAAUCGCAAAAUUUAACGCAACCUACUGAAUUUUAUGACGUUUUACUGUGAAUUGCAAAAGUUUCAUAUACAUUAACAAUAGAUACAAGUUAACGCUCAUCAUAAUUUUCCACUCUAUACCAAUCAUUUUUGUAUACUUAAAAGUAUCUUCUUUUUUAAGUACGUAAUUUUUGUCUUACGAAAAAAAAUGGUGGAUUUACACGGGAAAGAUAAAGGAAAUAUUUCAUUGCCAAAAAAAUUACAAUCGUACGAUGACGAAGACGAGAAAAACUUGCCGACGAUUAUUAAUACGCAACGAACUUUUUAUAGCAUUAAAAUUGCAGACAUUGAGAACAGAAUAAACAGGUUAGAUGAAAGAAACGAUGAAUUGCUGGACGAAAUUGAAACAACAAAUGAACGAUCAGCUGCGGCGGAUGCAGAAACCGCCGAAGAGAUCGCCAAUUUGAACAAAUCACUUUCAGCUCAAAAUAAUUCGAUAAAAAGCUUGAAGGAAAAUAUCGGCGUCGUAGAGAACGAUCGAACCGAGAACAGAAAAUUGCAUGAAAAAAAGAUAGAAUUGUUUGUUCAACAGUACAAGAAAACGAAAGUUGAAUUAAUUUCUCGUAUCAAAGUUUUGAGUAAUUUUAAAAAUUUCUUAUUUCUUUUAAUUUUGUUUUCAAUACAUUCUUCCACAAGUCAAGACAAAAUCGUUUUCAUAGAUGCAAGAAUUAACGUUCUGGAAGAUUUUAAAAAAAUACAACACGCAUUGGAAGAAAAGCUUGAAGCGAACCAGGUACAGAUGAUAGAAAACGAAAGAAAGAUAAAAGAAGCUAUGAAAAUUAUCAAUCGGAAGAAGGAAUUCGAUAAAGAAAUGCUCAAGAAUGAAAUGUACGAUUGUCUUCUCGAUUUGGCAACACAAUUUCAGAGAGAAGUUAAUAAAUAUAUAAAUUUACCGAAUCAAAGAUUAAUGAGGGAAAACAUCAUGUUAAAAAAUGAAUUAUUACAAAUUUCUACAAGAAUUUCGUCGAUUAUGGACGUUAAUAUCAUUCUUAAAAACGCAGUAAUUGAUCACAAGAAGAAAAUGAAUGUACAAACUGAACUUAUGAAAGGAAAUAUAGUAACUGCAAAAGUACAAAACGAGAUGUUAAAACGUUUGAGAAAGAAAUUCUACAAUACGAAAGGGUACUUUUCGUUUAUUAACGUCCCCGAUCCUGCAGUAGAACAGAAAUAUUUAAUGUUAAUAGAAAAAGCCCGUCAAGAAGAAAACGAUAUCAAUUUUCAGCUUUCAUCAUUAAAAACUUUGCUUCAUAAAGAAAGAACAAAGAUUAGUGUUACAAAAUAUAUUUUGAAAAAAUUGGAAUGCAAAAUAAAAGCGCUUUUAAAAACGAUUUAUGAUUUGAAAUAUAAUGCAAUAUGUUUACUAAAGCAUCCUCCCAGUCGUAAGGAUCUAGUAACAUUAAGUUGUAUUGAAUUAUUUUUGUUCCUGAGAGACUUAAUUAUCAAAGGACAAUCAAAAUUUCGAAGCCAUAUCAUCACCAAGUCGUUUGAAACUAUACCACGAGAAUUAGAAUCUGUCUCAAAUAUAAAAGAAAUCGCUGAAGAUCUUGAUUUUGAGAUGACAGUGGACUUUAUAGAAAAAGAAUUGAGUAAAGAAACUUUAGAUAAAAUGAAACAUAUUGAAGAUUUGGAGAAACAAAUGAAGAUAUCUAUUAAAAGUAGUGAGAAGUCUCAAGAAUUAUUGAUUGAAGAUACCUUCAAACAUACUGUCGAUUUUCAAAUAAAAAACCAACAUGAAUUACCUACAGAUUAUGAAUUUGCAGAGGAAUCAUUAUCUGAUGAAAAAUCUACAGAAGAAUCUACUAAGUAAAAUUGUUUCAAAAUCUACAUUUGAUUGAUUUAUUCAAUCAUUUUCUGAAAAUAUUGCACAUAAAAUUAUUCUCAAAUUAA